GAGGGAGACGCAGAGAGGUCUAUUCCACUCCCCGAAGAUCCUGAUGGGACCUCUCUGUUUAAGCUCUGGUCUCUGUUUACGAGCCAUGGCAUUUGCUUCCUGCACGCUUUCUGCCAGCCUGCCUACAGUGAGCAUCGGCGUGCCUGCUGACCAUGGGGCUCAAGUCCAGGGAUGUUGAUGGCUCGGGCGAAGGCAAAAAGCUGCGGGUGGGAUUCGCUACCGAUCCCGAGCCCGGGGUGGUGGGAUUCGGUCUGAACUCCGGGGCGGACCGGGACGGCGCUCUGCUGCUGGAAGGACGGAGCAAAGAAGACAGCAAACCGGGACCGAAGGAAGGUCUGAACCUCCUGAACAAACCUCUGAGCCACAAUCAACUGAACAGAAGGAAAGCCACCUACAGAAAACUGCAGAACUUUAUCUAUGAUGCGCUAGAGAGACCCGGAGGAUGGGCACUGGUCUAUCACGCCUUCGUAUUUUUGUUAGUCCUUGGAUGCUUAAUCCUGGCCAUCUUGUCAACAUUUUCUGAAUUUGAGGCUCUCUCACAAAAAUGGCUCCUGACACUGGAAGCUGUUACCAUCGUUGUGUUUGGAUUAGAAUUCGCUCUCAGGGUCUGGGCAGCUGGCUGCUGUUGCCGAUUCAGAGGAUGGAGAGGUCGCCUGAAGUUUAUCAGAAAGCCAUUGUGUAUCCUAGACAUCAUCGUCCUGAUUGGCUCUGUGGUGAUUGUUGCUGUGGGGACAUUGCAGAACAUAGUAGCAACAUCACUGCGAAGCUUACGUUUUCUACAAAUACUGCGCAUGUUGCGAAUGGACCGGAGAGGAGGCACGUGGAAGCUUUUAGGAUCAGCUAUUUGCUCUCACAGCAAGGAACUCAUCACUGCCUGGUACAUAGGAUUUCUGUCACUCAUUCUGGCCUCGUUCCUGGUUUACCUGGUUGAAAAAGACGAUAAUGAUGCCAGAAACAGUACACAGGACUUUAAUACCUAUGCAGAUGCAUUGUGGUGGGGUUUGAUUACACUGACUACAAUUGGUUACGGUGACAAGACACCAAAGACUUGGGCGGGUCGUCUUUUAGCAGCAAUGUUUGCUCUUGUAGGAGUGUCAUUUUUUGCUUUGCCAGCUGGCAUUCUGGGCUCUGGGCUGGCUCUUAAAGUUCAGGAGCAGCAUCGUCAAAAGCAUUUUGAGAAAAGAAGAAAUCCUGCAGCAAGCUUGAUCCAGGCUGCGUGGAGAUUUUAUGCCACAAAUCUCAACAGGAAUGAUCUUAUUGCCACAUGGAGAUAUUAUGAAAGUGUCAUCACAAUUCCUUUCUUCAGAAAAGAUCAAGGGGAUGAAGCUACCAGUCAGAAGCUGAGCCUUUUCGAACGUGUUCGUAGUGCUGGACCCAGAGGUGGCAAUGUUAAGAGCAAGUUUUUUACACCUCAAAACACCGACGGAGUAGAGGAUAGUCCUUCAAAGGAUCAGAAGAGUUUGGGUUUCAGUGACCUUCGAGCUGCAGUUCGUAUUAAAGCCUUUGGCUUCAGGCAGAGCUCAGAAGAUGCUGCUGCUGAGGUGGACCAAGAGCCUGAAGACAAGGGUUACCAAGCUGACCUCAUGGAAGAUUUGAUCCCUACAUUGAAAACCGUCAUUAGGGCUACAAGGUGGGCCUUGCUACAAAAUAGGAAAAAUUGGAUUGUUUAUGGUGUCUGUUACACUGCGAAGCCUCUUGUUUAUGGUGUCUUCUCUUUAGAAAUUGAUAUGAUUCUUGCUCCUGCACCCCCAUCAACUCCCAAGCAGAAAAAAUCAACCUCAAAAGGAGGUUUUGUAUACCCUUUACAACAGUCACCUAAAAUUGAUCCUGAUGUCGCCAAAGGUUCUGAUCCGGAGGCUGAAGACCAAAGUAUGAUGGGAAGAUUUGUCAAGGUUGAAAGACAGGUUGAAGGAAUGGAGAAAAAAAUUGAUUUCCUUGUGGAUAUGCAUAUUCAGCAUAUGAAUACCCAACCGUCUGCAUCAAAUGGCUACUAUUCAAUAAAAGGGGCAGGGACAUCAGUUCAGCAAAGUCCAGUUGAGGACAAAGCGGAAGACAAAUACUCAGAGAUUAAAAGAGUCAUCUCAAACUAUCCUGAUGCCUGCAGCUAUAUGGCUCCUCAAAAUUGUUAUCAAGUCCAAGUUUCUUCUGUUGCUCCAUUUGGUUUCUUCAGACAGAGUCCAGGAAGUACAAAGUUUUCAACUUUAGCUGCUGACUUAUCAAGAUUUCCUCCACCUCCUGCUCCAUCAUACACUGAAAGACCAACAGUUCUGCCAAUAAGCUCGCUGACCGACAGUGAUGGUAACAUAUGUCCCAGCUAUCAAGGAGCAGAGCGAGCAAGUCCUUUCUCUGAUAAAUUAUCACGGAGGCAUGGGAGAAGCACAAGAGACAGUGAUACUCCAAUAUCACUCCUUUCAGUCAACCAUGAGGAACUGGAGCGCUCUCCCAGCGGAUUCAGCAUCUCCCAAUCAAAGGAUGACUUGACUUUUAGUAUUUAUGGUGGAGGAAGUUGGCCAAAAUCAAAACUUUAUUUAGCAGAGGGUGAAACGGACACAGAUACCGAUCCUUACACACCAUGUGGUUCUGCACCUCUAUCAUCUACAGGGGAUGGACUUCCUGACAAUAUAUGGCCUACGACAAAUAAGCCAACUUAGCAAGGUCACUGGAUGGCCCAUAAAUGUACAGUCACUAUAAACGGUUCACGUUUCUUGCUUCCUGCAGCACACCUACAGCUUAUUGUUACAAUGCAUUUC
Messenger RNA from Rhincodon typus (whale shark), 2750 nucleotides. RefSeq names its product potassium voltage-gated channel, KQT-like subfamily, member 3 (gene kcnq3). Bases 153 to 2651 code for a protein of 832 amino acids. The record is from RefSeq and is a predicted model, not a curated record. Gene Ontology annotation, molecular function: voltage-gated potassium channel activity. The transcript has 14 exons. Gene Ontology annotation, biological process: transmembrane transport; potassium ion transport. Gene Ontology annotation, cellular component: membrane. NCBI's taxonomy places the organism in Eukaryota, Metazoa, Chordata, Chondrichthyes, Orectolobiformes, Rhincodontidae.